AGUGAGCUAAAAACGCAUUCGCGGCAGUUUAGUGCGCCCAGCCCGAACGAGCGUAAUUUACAAGCAUUCGCACAAGCCUACGCGACGCUUACUUACAUACAGAUACGUUUAGCGCUUAGCUCGCUCGCAAGUGGACUUGCGAAUUUUUAUUGUUUUGCGCAAGAAACGGAAUGCUUUUUCGCCGCACAACAAAUUUAGAAGCGAAGCAAAACGGAAGGAAUUCGGAAGAAGCAAAACAAAAACUCUCCCCAAGAAAAAAUUACAAAUGUGAAUUCAUAAUUUAAUAUUACAACAAAAAAUUAGACAAUGGUGAAAAAGUUAACUCAACUAAACUGAAUAGCAAAAGGAUCAAAAUCAAAUUGAAAUUAAUCAAAAGAUUUGAUCUGCAAAUAAAGUGAAAUUGAAGUUUUUAAAAAAAUACUAAAACAAAAAAACAGAAAUUUAAAAAGGCAAAAAAUUGUGUCGCGCGUAUAGGCGUGAAAAUAUUUUGUGAAAAGACUCAACUGAAGUGCAUAGCACUUGAACUAAAAUGAUAAGAAAUGGAAAUAUUGCUGCCAAUCCCACUUAAAAACAUUGUCAAAAUUCUACCUAACACGUAGAAAAAAAAUAAGUAAAUUUUAUUUAAAUUUAUGAAGAAAAUAUUAACACAAAUAUAAACAUAAAAUACAAAUAAAUAAUAUACACUAAGCAAGUAAACUUUUCAAAAAGUCAAACUCAAGAGAAGUACGAGCAGAAAACGCAUAAGAAGAAGCAGUAAAUCAAUUUGGAAACGUUUCCCCAAAAAGCAAUAAACCACUAAAACUAACUACUGCACCUACAAGGAAAUCAUUGUAAAUCAUAUCAGCAGCAACAACAACCACAGCAUACAAAUUAGAGUGAAGCAGAAUAGCCAGCGACGCUUUUACAGCGUCACAUCAGUGAAAUCGUCAACGCCAAUACCAACACCAACACAAACACAAACAGAAACAACGCCAAACACCAAAAUGGACGAGACACAGCAUUUCUGUUUGCGCUGGAACAACUACCAAAGCAGCAUAACGUCGGCGUUCGAAAAUCUGCGUGACGAUGAGGAUUUCGUCGACGUAACAUUGGCGUGCGAGGGACGCAGCAUUAAGGCGCAUCGCGUAGUCCUGUCAGCGUGCAGUCCAUACUUUCGCGAUUUACUCAAGAGCACACCUUGCAAACAUCCAGUAAUUCUACUGCAAGAUGUAAAUUUUCUCGAUCUACACUCGCUGGUUGAAUUCAUUUAUCACGGCGAGGUGAAUGUGCACCAAAAGUCCUUGCAGUCCUUCCUUAAAACGGCAGAGGUACUUCGAGUCUCGGGUCUCACACAGCAACAGGCCGAGGAAACUCAUAGUCAAUUAGCUCAAAUACAAAAUCUGGCAAAUGCGGCCAACGCCACACGCCCUCCUCACAACACACACCACAAUGCCCUGCACGAAGAGUCGGUGCUGUAUUCGCGCAGCAGUGGCUCACCCCCACCACCACCUCCAUCCCAACAACUGCCAUUGGCCUCCACACACAUUAACAGCCAACUGUUUAAGCGCAGCAUGGCUAUGCUCCGACGCGAACGGAACAAUUCCACACCAUCGGCUGAGGACUCGAAUAAUGCUAUGAAACGUCUACGCGGACCCGAUAACGGUUUGCCGUCGAGCAGUAAUAAUAGCCCCGAAAUCGUGCACCAACGCAGCUCAUCCCCGCAAUUGACACCUGCCGAUUUCUCAACCAUCAAACACAACAAUAACAAUACACCGCCUCUGAAGGAAGAGAAACGUAACGGACCCUCUGGCAAUGGUAAUAACGGGAAUGCUAAUAGCGACACUGGCAAUGGCAAUGGCAUCGCCAAUAGCGACAAGGUCAGCGGCAGUUUAACAUCAUCGCCGCUGACACGCACUGCCGACGACGUCAAAUCGGAACCCAUGGAGCUGGUCUGCUCGAAUAACAAUCCAACAGUGGUCGAUGAGCACAGCAACGACUCCACUGGCGAACAUGAGGCGAAUCGAUCGAGCAGCGGCGAUGGCGGCAAAGGUUCAUUGAGCAGUUCGGGAAACGAUGAGGAGAUCGAUAACAAUAUGCCACCGCAUCCUCCACCGUCAUAUAUGAUGUCACCGGCUGAGAGCAAGUUAUUUCCCCCGGGCCCCUUCAAUUUCCCCAUGAGCGGUCUAGAUCCUGCCGCGUUAGCUGGUUUUAACUCGCAACUACAGUCUGCCGCCGAAUUAUCAGUUUCUCCGCAAGGUGGAAGUACCAACCUGCUUGGUGGCGUUAUAAUACCCGGUGGCAGUCCCAAUACAAGUAGUAGUAGCAACCAAAAACUGCAACACGAACAUCUCCACCAUUCCACCACCACUACCACAGCCACCACUACAAGCACCACUCACCAGUUCCACAAUCAUCAUCAUCUUCAACAGCAACAACAACACCAACACCUCCAUCACCACCAGCAACAACAACAGCAAUCAUCCUCACCGCAUCACCAACAGCAGCAACAACAAUUGCACUCCCACCACAUGCGCAGCGAACGCGACUUGGACCGUUCGACCACCGACUGCAGUCCGCGCUCGCCAGACCAGCGCAUGCCGAAGCGACCAGCCAGCGAGCAGCCACACCAUAUACAAUCCCAUCAUUCGACCGCCUCGUCACCAUCCGAUGUGAUUGCGUCUACACCACCGCCACCACCACCGCCGCAACAUAUGAAACCACCGUCACCGCAUCAUACCCACCAGCAUCCACACUUUAGCCACCAACAAUUGCCGCUCGCCAUGUUACCGUCCCACCAUCUGCACGCCCACCACGAUCUAGCAGCAUCCGCCCACCACCACCAUCACUUGUCGCGCACCGGCUCGCCAUUGGAUCAUCACCACCUGUUGCACCAUCGCCGUUCCUCGCUCUCGCCUUCGCCCACCGGCCGCGGUUCGGGCGGCUCUGCGGCUGGCAUACUCUCCUCGACGCGCGGUGGCGACAUGGUUGGGGGUAGUAGUCGCCUACUUUUGCCGCUGCCACUAAGCGCCUGCCACCGAUGCGACGUAUGCGGUAAAUUACUCAGCACAAAGCUGACGCUGAAACGGCACAAGGAGCAGCAGCACCUCCAGCCGCUCAAUAAUGCCGUUUGUAAUUUGUGCCAUAAAGUCUUUCGCACGCUGAAUAGCCUCAACAACCACAAGAGCAUCUACCAUCGCCGUCAGAAGAACCAUCACUCGUACUUUCAUCACAGUAGCGCGGUGGGCGGCGGUGUGACCGGUGGCAGCCCCAGCAGUCGGCUGCAUCAGUCACUCAGCUCGUUGGGCGCCGCAGCGGUUGCCAACAAUAGCGUCGGCGCAGGUGGCAAUGGCAAUGCGGUGGCAGCAGCAGCUGCGGCAGCUGCCGCCGCGGCGGAACUAUUACUCUCACCGAUUGUAGGCGCGGCCGCGGUCGCAGGUGGAGGUGGUGCUGGACCCACAGUGCAACUCUCACACGGUGGACAGCAGCAGUCUUCACCCAAUAUGGUGAAGCCCUGUAUGGAUUUCUUAUAAGAUCAACAUCACCUGCUGCAGCAGCUCUUCCAUGUUGCUCUGAACACGCCGCAGCCACCACCGCCCACGCUCUCCGCCAGUAUGAGCCCGAUGUCGGCGAUAGGACAGGGAACACUGCCCGUAACGACAAUGGUUGAUUUGCCAUAUGGACACCAGCUACCGCCGACUGUGGACCUAACGCAAAUGGAUCACUACGCCGGUGUUAGUAGCGGCGGUGGAGGUGGCGGUGGAAGCGAGCAUUACGAGCGCAUGAAUUUACUAGAGCACUGAGCAGCACAGCAUGGACUGUUGUGAAUGCCACAAGUACUAAAGCGAUAAACCGAUCGUACCGAUGAAGUGACCAAUUCAAAAAAACAAAAAAACCACAAAAGACUAAGUGACCAAAAAUGUGAAAAUUAAGCAGAGACUUUAAACACUAAAAAAGUUCGACACAAAGCGAGCGACCGACCGACCCUCCCACAGUGAAACGAGCUGAACAUUUUUAAAGCAAACAUACAAACAAAAAAGAAUGCAAGCACAAAAAGUAUGAAUAGCAAAAAAAAAAAACAAGAAAAAAAGGAAUAAAAAGAAGAGGAAGAAAAGAAGGAGAAAAGAAGAAGAAAAACGAGAACAAACUAAAAUUGUUGAAUUGAAAAACGCAAGAAUGCAAAACUGUGAUUUUUUACAUCUCUUUUUUGAGUUUUACGAACAAAACAUUAUUUUUCGAUGUACAACAUCAUUGACUUUUACAUGCAUGGAAAUGUACUUUUAGUGAAAGCAUCACGCGUGCACAGAUAUUUUAUAAAACCUUAGUUUAAUUUAGGCGCAGAGCUGAUUGAGCGCCGAACGGUGCACUGGCAGCGCUGCUGAAGCGGGCGCACACACAGGCGCAAAGUGAGAAGGACCGAGCAAAUAUGCGAUAUGACGAUGUGCUCCUACACACAUACGAACUCACGCUUACAAACACACUCACACGCAUUCGCACAUGACGGACAUGAUUGGAGAAAUAUUUGCGGAAUUGUACAUACAAGACUACAUUUUAUUGAUUUCGACUACUGAGAACAAGGCGUGGGAUGGGUUCGGCAUGAAUUGAAGACUGUUAGAGAAAUUUUAUUUGAUUUUAUUUUUAGUUUUCCAUAUUUAUAAUAUUUAGGCGUGUGCGAAAAAUUGUUGACGUGGGACUGCGGAAAGCUCCCAAAUUACAUACUUAGUGUAGUUGGGCAAUAUUUAGACAAUGAGAAAUAAAACAAACGACAAACACAAACGAACACACACACACGCACUCAUGCAAAUGAAGCGGUUUCGAGCGGGGUGCUUCAUGAACUAUUUUUAACUACAGCUACCGUCAAAUGAGAGAACUAGCAACAGACACCUAUACACACACACACACACACACACUAAUGCGGAGGUAGAUUGAUAAUAAUGAGAUGUGCAAUUUUUAUUUGUUGACAAUACAAGAUUAGUGUUAGUAUUCUGUUUUCCCAUUUAUGAUAAGAAGGAAAGCGACUGAAAUAAAAGUAAAAGAAAGUAAACAAAUCGUAACGCAUGACCCACGCGUGCGUGAGGACGGCACGCUGAAUGCCCACCCUCACAUACUAGCCUACAGGCGUAUACAUAUAGGCGCUCGAGCGCAUACUACUUUAGUGGACUUAUUGUGUACUCUCAAUUGGAUACAUAGUAUGAACAUGCAGACAUACAACAACAACAAUAGCAUCUGUGCAUGUAUAACUUGUGUAGAAAUUUCGUUUAUCUGUGCUGUUACCAUACAUAUAUACAUACAAUACAUAUAAACAAUGUAAAAACACAUGCAUAGAUGCAAGCAGAAAUCACUCUUUAUAUAGCCAAUGUAUGUAAGCGUUUACCUAUUAUAUACCUAUUAAUAUAAGACGUGUAUGUACAUACCAAUACGAAUACAGUGGAAUACAUCUGUAUGUGUGUAGAUAUACAAAUUAUGAAAAGUUUGCGGGCAGCGCAUAGGAUUUUCAAAGUUUUAAACUAAUUAGGCUAAGCGCAGGGGGAAGAGAAGACGAGUUUCGUUAUACACACACCUAUACAUAAACUGCAAAUAUAUUUAUAUACAUAUACACGUGUAAAUGUACGUAAAUGAUACUUUGUAAAUAGCAAAAGAAAUAUAUUAGCGACUUGUCAUUUAUUGUAAAGAAUUUUUUCCUAAUUUUACUUCUCAAAUGCGGAUGUGAAUUCGAUUCCAAAACUUUUUAACAGAAAUCUAUAAGCAAAAACUAAUAAAAACUUCCAAAAUCAUGACGGUUUUCCAUGAACUCAUUGAUGAAACUCAAAACUCUUAGCUUGGCUGCAAAAUUUGUAAUAAUUUUAUUUCAAAGCUUUUUGGCUUACGUAAAAAUUUUCAAGCUCAAAAACCCUUUUUUUUGGUUUUUUUGUUUUUUGAUAUGCGCAGAGAUAUGAGUUUGCUGGCAACCGCAGCAAGGACUGAUAGGUUUUAGGACAAUUACAAAUUAUGAAAAAAAAAACUUUUAACGCAAAAAUAUGCAACAAAAAUAUUUUAACAUUUCAAAAAAUAUUGUUUUUGUUUUUUUUUUUGUAAACUUUUAUGAUAUUUACGACUCUAUCGGUAUUGGGAAAUUGUGACUAAAAAAUUGUGAUUCGUGAUUAAUUGGCAUUUUAAGUGGCGUGUAAAAAUGUGUGUGUUUGGACACACGCACACAUGCACACAUUGAUGAAAUCAAAAUUUUUGCAUUAUUAUAUUUAGAAUAUUGAGGAUAAAGUAAAAACGAGAAAUGAGAAAUAAUUUUUUGCUUUUCAUUUAAAGAAGACUGAAAAUUGGCAUUUCGAAAGAAGUAAAAUUUUAGAAAAACCAAAAAUUAAUUCACACCCAAAAUGUGGAGGUUUGUACGACUUUUUAUCUGCACAAAAAAUUGGAGAAAAAACGUUGAUUAGACUCGAAAACUUACGAUUACUGUUAUUUUUUUUAGUAUUUUAGCGAAAUCAAAAAUCAAAUAAAAUAUUGUAUUUUUGGAGGAGAAAGUCUGUUUUUAACAAUUCGAUACCAAAUUUUAUUAUUUACAAGUACAUGCAAAUAUUUUUUUGUUUUAAGACAUUUUUAUUUUUAAUUUUUAAAACAUUUAUUUGCUUAUAAUUUGCGGUUGAUUUACCACCUUUGUCAUGGCGUCCCCCCGAGCGGCGGCGCAUGAGGAGUUCAAAACUUUUUUUAUGCAUUACGUGCGGUAUUUCUUUUUUUACAUUUUUAUGCGACAAUAUUAAGAUAGACUUAAAAUACGGUAUAUGGUCGGGCACGUUUAGUCCGGCACGAAUAAAUUAGAAGCUUAAGUAUUAGUUGGCAUUCGGAAAAUUCAAAUCACUUUUAUGUGGCAAAGUGGCGCCGAAAUCCGCAUCUUUUUUACACUCGUAUGUAGUACUUGUGCGUAUGUGCGUUAUAUGAUUUCUUCAUUUUUUAUGGCAUAUACACACACAUACUUAGUUUGAACUUAAGUGCUUUACUAACACACUUACGAAUUAAAUUCACUAAUAUACAUAUACACACAUAAAUAUAGUUUAGAAAAUUAAUCGUUUUUUUAUAUAUGCUUUAAAUAUUACAUAUAUACAUAUAUAAACACACACUCACACACAAACACACACACACGUAUGUACAUAUAUGUAGAAAUGAACUACUGAGUUUGUGCGAAGAAGCAAAAAAUUAAAUAAAAAAAAAAUAAGAAAAAAGGCAAAAACGCAUAACGGCAAAAUAAAAAUCCUCUAAAUAGCAAAUAAAAUUUUAUAUAAAAUGUAAAAAUAUGUAUGAAAUGAGAAACCCGAAAGUAAUUGUACACUAAAGUCGCAACAGCGAAGCAAAAGGAAAACAAAAAUGGUUAAAAACAAUUAGAUUUCAUUGAAUAAUAAGUAAUUUAAGGGUAAUUGUAAAUAUUUUAAAUAUUGUAAUAUAAGAAAUGAGUAAGAGAAAAUGAAGGAGAAAUUGUAAAAGUUAAUAUAAUCGUAAUAAUCGUUUUGUUUUUGUGAAUUUUUUAAUUAAAUGCUGUUUACAAACACAUUUACAUGCAUACAUAUUUACAUAUACUAUACACUUGUACGUUCAACGUCUACAACUUGUGUCCUUUUAGGCGCUUUACAUUAGUUUUAUAUUACAGAUGAUUUAGAAUGUACGAAGGACGCAUAAAACACUAUAAAGUAUCCGUAAAAAACGAAAAUAGCUCUAAGGUAAAUCCAUCAGCAGCACCAACAGACCCGCCAUACAUGCAAACAUCCUAAUUUCCAAACAGACAUACGCCACGCAUACAUACAUACACACAUAAACAAACUCCAAACAAACAUAAACACUCACGCCAACACACACACACACGCAUACACAAACACUCAUAUAUAAAUCCUCUCAUACACUCUGUAUCCACUACCAUUAAACUACUUCCAUCUCAAACUAUAUAGCAUUAUGGAAAUAUUGAAAACUUACUACAAUAAAAACAUAACAACUGUAAUCAAAACAAAAAAUAGCAACUCUAUCUCUUCUUGUUUUCUUAAUUGAUAAAUAUGUGCAUAGCACGCAGCUACAUGUGCUUAGAAUACAAACAUAACCAUAGACCAUAGACCAUAGUCCAUAGACCUACUGUAGAUCAUAGAGCAUCGAGCAUCGAGCAUCGAGCAAACCAUAGACCAUAAAUCACAGCAAAUAGCAAAUAGCAAACAGAGAACAUAAAACAUAAAACAAAAGACAAAAAAAGACAUAGAACGGAACAGAAGAGCCAAGUGAGGCGCAUUGAUGAGCGAUUUUUGAAUUAUCAUAAACGCUCGUAAGUCAUAACAGCAACAACAACAACAACCAAAAAUAAUAACUAUCCUAAUUAUGAUCAAAUAAACUAAAUGAAUAUUGCAGCGACAGAAAUACCACAACAUUUAUCAUAAACAAUGAAAGCCAGAGCAAACGACGAAUCUGUUAUUAUUUACAUGCAUACACACAUACAUACAUAUAUAAAUCAAUCAAUGUGAAAAUAGUCACGUGAAAAAGCACAGUCUUUUUUUGUGUUUAUUUUUUCAAAUUCUUCACUUUUUACUACCACACGAAGAUUGCGCGAAUUGUUUGACCAGCUGGAGAGGGGAUUGAUAUGUGAGAACUUCCGCUAUUUGUCUUCCACAAAAUUCAACGGUUUGACCAGAGAAUGUUA
Molecule: messenger RNA, 8638 nt
Organism: Anastrepha obliqua
Lineage: Eukaryota; Metazoa; Arthropoda; Insecta; Diptera; Tephritidae
Gene: br
Product: broad-complex core protein isoforms 1/2/3/4/5
Exons: 8
Coding region: 984-3509 (841 amino acids)
Biological process (GO): regulation of transcription by RNA polymerase II
Cellular component (GO): nucleus
Molecular function (GO): protein binding
Source: RefSeq, a predicted model, not a curated record